GUACUUCCCUUAAACUGUUGGCUUUGGGAAAAUAACACCACCGACCCAAGCCUGGAGCGCAUUAACGGCUAAAACCAACAUAAUUUACAACCGAUUCCAUCAAGUCGCUUUUUCAGGAAUACGUAACAUUCAAGACACAAAAUGCCCCAGAACGAGCAUAUAGAGUUGCACCGCAAGCGGCAUGGCUACCGCCUGGACCACCACGAGAGGAAGAGAAAGAAGGAGAGCCGUGAGGCACACGAACGCUCCCACAAGGCCAGGAAGAUGAUUGGUCUGAAGGCCAAACUGUACCACAAACAGAGGCAUUCAGAGAAGGUCCAGAUGAAGAAAACCAUCAAAAUGCACGAACAGAGGAAGACAAAGCAGAAGAACGACGACAAGACUCCAGAGGGAGCGGUUCCCGCCUACCUGCUGGACAGAGAAGGACAGUCGAGGGCCAAGGUGCUGUCCAACAUGAUCAAGCAGAAGAGGAAAGAGAAAGCGGGUAAAUGGGAGGUGCCCCUGCCCAAGGUCAGAGCCCAGGGGGAGACGGAGGUGCUCAAGGUCAUCCGCACGGGAAAGAGGCAGAAGAAGGCCUGGAAGAGGAUGGUGACUAAGGUCUGCUUCGUUGGUGAAGGUUUCACCCGUAAGCCCCCCAAGUACGAGCGCUUCAUCAGACCCAUGGGUUUACGUUUCAAAAAAGCCCAUGUGACCCACCCAGAGCUGAAGGCCACAUUCUGCCUGCCCAUCUUGGGGGUGAAGAAAAACCCCUCGUCCCCCCUCUACACCACGCUGGGGGUCAUCACCAAGGGAACUGUUGUGGAGGUCAACGUCAGCGAGCUGGGUCUGGUCACACAGGGGGGAAAGGUCAUCUGGGGUAAAUAUGCCCAGGUGACAAAUAACCCAGAGAACGACGGCUGUAUUAAUGCUGUUCUGCUUGUGUAAAGAAAAGAAAAAAAGACUCUAAAGACAGUGCCUGUGAUUUUCCACAUUACCAGAGAUGUCUCUGGCUCUCUUCUCUCUCUUUUUGAGCAAUGGACCAGACCAGAAAAGCCAAGGUUGAGAGUAACCAAGCCUGAAAACCAUCAGGCACCAUUCAGAUGGCUCACUAUGUCUGUAUUGCUGUCACUACGGUUAUCUAACAGUAUGUAACAAAAAGGGGUGGAUUUGUCAAAUAAAGUUGUCAUUCAUUGAA
Hypomesus transpacificus is the source of this 1174-nucleotide messenger RNA. RefSeq names its product NSA2 ribosome biogenesis homolog (S. cerevisiae) (gene nsa2). Bases 142 to 924 code for a protein of 260 amino acids. Gene Ontology annotation, cellular component: preribosome, large subunit precursor; nucleolus. The transcript is spliced from 6 exons. The record is from RefSeq and is a predicted model, not a curated record. Lineage: Eukaryota; Metazoa; Chordata; Actinopteri; Osmeriformes; Osmeridae. Gene Ontology annotation, biological process: maturation of 5.8S rRNA; maturation of LSU-rRNA.